Molecule: messenger RNA, 1561 nt
Organism: Sciurus carolinensis (gray squirrel)
Lineage: Eukaryota; Metazoa; Chordata; Mammalia; Rodentia; Sciuridae
Gene: Gja4
Product: gap junction protein alpha 4
Exons: 2
Coding region: 83-1084 (333 amino acids)
Biological process (GO): cell communication
Cellular component (GO): connexin complex
Source: RefSeq, a predicted model, not a curated record
GCAGGGCUCCCGCGGGCGCCGCUCCGGCCAUCAUCCCCACCUCCACCUGGGCGGGCCGGCAGGCAGACAGAGGCCUGGAGCCAUGGGUGACUGGGGCUUCCUUGAGAAGCUGCUAGACCAGGUCCAGGAGCACUCGACUGUGGUGGGCAAGAUCUGGCUGACGGUGCUCUUCAUCUUCCGCAUCCUCAUCCUGGGCCUGGCUGGAGAGUCCGUCUGGGGCGAUGAACAGUCGGAUUUCCAGUGCAACACGGCCCAGCCGGGCUGCACCAACGUCUGCUACGACCAGGCCUUCCCCAUCUCCCACGUGCGCUACUGGGUGCUGCAGUUUCUCUUCGUCAGCACACCCACCCUGGUUUACCUGGGCCACGUCAUUUACCUGUCCCGGAGAGAGGAACGGCUGAGGCAGAAGGAAGGCGAGCUGCGGGCCCUGCCAGUCAAGGACCCGCAGGUGGAGCGGGCUCUGGCAGCCGUGGAGCGUCAGAUGGCCAAGAUCUCGGUGGCGGAGGAUGGUCGCCUGCGGAUCCGUGGGGCGCUGAUGGGCACCUAUGUGGCCAGCGUGCUAUGCAAGAGCAUGCUCGAGGCAGGCUUUCUCUAUGGCCAGUGGCGCCUUUACGGCUGGACCAUGGAGCCUGUGUUUGUGUGCCAGCGCGCACCCUGUCCCCACUUCGUGGACUGCUACGUCUCUCGCCCCACGGAGAAGACCAUCUUCAUCAUCUUCAUGCUGGUGGUCGGCGUGAUCUCCCUGGUGCUCAACCUGCUGGAGCUGGUGCACCUGCUGUGUCGCGGCCUCAGCCGGGCGCUGAGGUCACGGCAAGGCCAGGACAAACCCCCAGCCCGGGGCACCUCCUCAGACCCUUACCCUGAACAGGUUUUCUUCUACCUCCCCAUGGGCGAGGGGCCCUCGUCGCCACCAUGCCCCACCUACAACGGACUCUCAUCCACUGAGCAAAACUGGGCCAACCUGACCACCGAGGAGAGACUGGCUUCUUCCAGCCCCCCACUCUUCCUGGACCCACCUCCCCAGAGUGGGAGGAAAUCCCCCAGUCGCCCCAGCACCUGUUCUUCCAAGAAACAGUAUGUGUAGGGGCCUGGGGCUUAUGACCUCAAAGGAGGCGUCCGCUGCUGUGGAUGCCCCCCUGCAAAGGCUCUGCAGAGAUGGCCCGGAUGUGGAUGCUGGCUGGCUGGCUGGAGGGGCUCAUUGCAGGUGGUUCUUGAUUUCCUGGGACUUUCCUGGUGACCAGAGGGCACUAUGGCUUCCUCACCCUGAGGCACUAACGCAGCCGGCCCAGGUGCUCUGGGACAAGGGUGUUGUGGGCCCUCUGGCCUUUUCACGUGGUCUGGAGGGACCCGGAGCCAGCAUGUUCUCCCCGACCCUUCUGGAAGAGUCCCCACUACCUAGUUGGUUCUCACAUCUCUCCUCACAGGAAAAGGCUGAUGGAGGCUGCUGGGUCAGCCUGGACCACACAGACAGCCUGUGCUGGCUCCGGCCCUGUCCAGGGGACUGGUGCCUUGUUAUCGUCACUCCUUCCAGUAUUUGUGCUUCUAAAAUAAAUAGGACCUG